This is a messenger RNA of Panonychus citri (citrus red mite), 2331 nucleotides long. Its product is annotated as formin-2-like. Gene Ontology annotation, cellular component: cytoplasm; cytoskeleton; actin filament. Gene Ontology annotation, biological process: actin nucleation; actin filament network formation; cortical actin cytoskeleton organization. The record is from RefSeq and is a predicted model, not a curated record. Gene Ontology annotation, molecular function: actin filament binding; microtubule binding. NCBI's taxonomy places the organism in Eukaryota, Metazoa, Arthropoda, Arachnida, Trombidiformes, Tetranychidae.
AUGUCUAUUCCUCCUCCUCCUCCACCACCACCACCUUUCUCUUCAUCUUUUAGCUCAAUACCUCCUCCUCCACCUCCACCGCCACUGCCUUUUAGCUCUCUUCCUGUGUCUCUUUCUUCAUUUUCCAUUCCACCUCCUCCUCCAUUACCACCGGGGCCGAUCGGAUGUGUACCACCACCACCACCACCACCUCCUCCUCCUCCUCCUCCUCCUCCUCCUUGGUCAGGAACAGGGCCUCCGCCACCUCCACCUCCUCCUCCUCCGCCUCUGCCAUGGUCGGGUGGUGGACCUCCACCUCCUCCUCCACCACCACCUCCUCCAGGAAUAUUCGAUACUCAGUCACAAAAUCAGCUUCGUCCAUACCGGAGCAACAUGUCAAUUCCAGCUCCUCCACCGCCCCCUCAAAGUGGUCAAAUCUUGAUGCCUCCACCGCCUGUGGGUGGCUGGCACCAAGUCUAUUCAACUGCUCGAAAACCUCAAAUUAAUCCUAAAAGUGCAAUGAAACCCUUAUAUUGGCAGCGAAUUCAAAUACAAGCAGGUCAAUCAUCUCAUCAUCAGAAUCAAUUCUCACCAUCACCAGUGACAAGUGAAUCGAAUGUGAAAAAAUUAUCAAGUUUAUGGGAAAAUCUCGAAGAAGAAUCUCCUGAUGAUUGGCAAGAAUUUGAGAAACUUUUCUCUCGUCAAAUAGUUGAACGUAAAAAGAAACCAACCGAUUCCUCGAAAACCAGUAACAAGGCCAAAGAACGUGCUAAUCUAUUGGACUCGAAAAGAGCUCAUAACAUAAACAUCUUAACGACAAGUUUAAAGUUAAAAAUCUCUGAGAUUGAAAGUGCUGUUUACAAUUUCGACACUUCAAUAGUUGACACUGAACAAUUACAGAAAAUUUUCGAAGUCUACGCAACAGCCGAUGAAUUAAAGAAAAUCGAAGGUCACCUUAAAAGUAACAGUUCCAUUCCAUUAGGAGAGCCCGAACAAUUUUUAUACGAUUUAUCUCAGAUUCCAUGUUUUGCCGAAAGAGUUUUCUGUCUAAUGUUUGAGAUACAAUUCGCUGAAAACAUUUCCAGUCUAGAUGGUCGACUAAUUAACUUUAAAAAUCUUUGCGACUAUUUGAUGACCAACAUUGAAUUGAAAAAUAUAUUCGCCAUCAUUUUAUCCCUUGGUAAUUAUAUGAAUGGUGGUAAUCGAGAUCGUGGUCAAGCCGAUGGAUUUGGUCUUGAAAUUUUACCAAAAUUGAAAGAAGUUAAAUCAACAGCUGAUUGUUCAAUCACUUUACUUCACUAUGUGAUUAGAUUGUACAUAGAAAAGCACAUCGUUCUCGAAGAUCUACUCGACGAACAAGGUCCAAGGGUCCAACUACCAGUUCCUGAGCCUCAAGAUUUACAGCGAGCAAGUUUAAUCAAUUUUGAAGAUAUUUCCAAAGAGAUUCAACAAUUAGCCACAUCUUUACAAUUAGUUAAAGUGAAAAUAAAGAAGGUUAUAAGUCAUGAAGAUCCUGAAACCGAAUCAAAUCACAUUGAACCAUUUAAAUCACGAAUGGAAAGUUUCCUUGAAAGAGGAUUGAAACUUCAAAAUGAACAAGAAGACAAUUUAAAAGAAUGUAGAGAAAUAUUUCCGGAGGUCAUGGAGUUUUUCAGAUGGAAACCGAAAAGUAAUAAAGAGGCCGAUUGGUGUAAGGAUUUUUUCGCUAAUUGGAUUCCCUUUUGUUACGAUUUUAAGGAUAUUUUCAAUAGAGAAAUAAUGAAAAGAAUCAAACAAGAGUUGGAUAAGAUGAAGAAAGUAGUCGAAGAGAAACAAAACCGACAGAAAGUGACCAAAGAGGAAAAGAAGAAAACUUCAGGAUUAAAGGCUAAAUUAGCGAAAAAGGGAUUAAUUAAAAUCUCUUGAGAAAAUGUGAUGGUUUUUACAAUUUUUUAGGAUGUUGAUUAUUUUUAUCUACAAAAAGACCAACGGAAAGACAUUUAGCCAAUAGUCCACUUGCAUUUGGUAUUGGUUCCUUUUUUAACGCACAAGAAGAAGCAUGGACACCAUGGAGGAAACAUCUCCGUAAUAAUAAAUCAUUGUCGCAAAUUUGAUUACCAAGAAUCAUGUGGUCAUCUUUUCUCGGAGCCAUGACACCAGCGUACCAACACUUUUUCAACAGUUCGGCUCCUUCAUCGUUUUGAAAUUGAAGUGGUGUGUUUGUUGUUGGAGAAUAUGAAGGAAAAUCAACUUCUUCAUCACUUUGCAUGAUUAAGGAGCACAAAAUGUAACAAACAAAACAAAACAAUCAAAUGAUUCACUUGCAAAACUUGAGACCAAAUCAAUAACAAUAAAUACGUAAAUUAAAUCAAA